Molecule: messenger RNA, 5523 nt
Organism: Caenorhabditis sp. 36 PRJEB53466
Lineage: Eukaryota; Metazoa; Nematoda; Chromadorea; Rhabditida; Rhabditidae
Source: the annotation of a GenBank genome assembly
AUGAGCUACCUUUCCCCCCUUCCUCACUAUUCUAGUCCAAGGUACAUCUGCAUUUCAUUUCAUUUCGGUUUCGUUUCGUCUUGUUUGUGUUUGUGUUUGUUGCUUGUCUUCUUUAUGUGAUGACAACCAUGUGACGCGUUUUCAGCCUGGGCCGUGCUCGUACCUACAGCACUCGUUCGUUCGACGAUUCUGACCUAUGGGACCCCCGCCUCCGCCUCCACCACCCCCUGUACUCCCACCCGUAAGUCGCCCUCCUUUUUCUUUUUGACGCUCCUUCUUUUUCUCCAGGGAGCGGUACUACCAUCUCGCCAAUGGAAGACAGAGAAUGCACCACGACGUAACCACAAUCCCGUACCUCCGCCGCCCAAGCCGUCCCGUCCCACAGUGGACGCUGCGGCAUUACAGCACGCUGCCGCUCGUCUGCGCAAGACCGGCUACAACGAAUCGGUACGAAGUGACGUCGCGGAUCUACCCGAUGGACGAGUGGACCGACCGGAUCAACGAGUGCCUGACGGAGAUCGGACGUACCGCGCGCAGCUCCAACAACUGGCUCCAGAGAAAACCGGAGCAGAGGUUAGUCCCAAGACUCUGUAAGAUGCAGUACCGUAUUCACAAUUGCUUUCAGAUUCCUUCUGCGCCCACUUAUUCCGUGCAAUCUCGUCCGAUCGGCGACAUUCGUCGAGACCCCGAUGCGCUAAGCCAAUUCCAGGUGUUCGCUCAUUCCGCAACUUCCACUCAUUUCUCUUUUUUUCCAGCAAUCCCGAGAGGCUCUUCUAUCCAACUCUUCCCAUUAUAGCCCUAUCAACAAAUUCUCCUCAUCCACUUUAAGUCAGUAUGCCAACAAAUCCCUUCUCCGCCAUCUGUUCCUGAUGAAGCCACCUAUGUUUCUCCUUAUUCUUCCAAAUAUUCGUACCCUACAAACUUCCGAAGCUACCACAAAGACGACGACUACUUCACUAACACAGCCACCACUACAUCGACAUCUCCAGUGCUCACUGAGAACAACAAUUCAAAGAAGUGCGGAAAUCACGAGACGGUUGUGCAGUGGUCCGAACCGUACGAUCCGAGGUGUGUUCGAAAGAGCCAUUCCCCUAGAAUUACGGCCAUUUCAGCAAGUACCGUCGUUCUCAGUCUCCCAUCAGAAACGCUCGGGAACUGAUCCACGAGUACUCGACCACCAACUACGUCACCGAAGUUCAGCGGCCUCCUCCGCCGCCUCCGGACCUCUACCAGCAGAAGACCCAGGCCCGUAACUUCCUGCAGAACUCUCUGGCCAGACAGCUCCGCGACGAGGGACUCACUGAAAGCCAACGCGCCGCGAACCGCAAUCAGACGAGCGCUCUGAGCUCUUCCUCCUCGACGCUUCCCUUCGAUGUCUCUCGAAUUGUCAAGGUUUGUGUUUUUGGUUGUUCUUCUUUGUCUUCGGAGUGAAUAGGCUCUUCAAUCAAAGCGAGAUGAGUCGUCCAUUCAAUUCGGUGACGAAGUGCACAUAAACGGGAAGGGAGAGGGUGAUUGAUGAGAGCGUUUAUUUUGGUUGGUACCCAAUGAUCAAUGAUUGGAAGUGGAGAAAUGUUCCACGCAGACUCGUCCCGGUCCCCAUUCUUCUGAUCCUUUCAAUUCAUUCCGAAUCUUGCCUAUAGACCCUAUCAUCAAAAAAAAAGGAAACGGGAGUGGGACGGAUCUCUCAAUUUUCCGGCCGAAUACCUCCUAGUGCCGCUUCUGCUUCUCCUCUUCCCAAUUGGCAAUGUCCGUCCUUCUCCGUGUCGUUUCCUGCUCCAAUUUCGCCACUUCUCGUUUCGCCGUGUGGGCUUUUCGGAAAAAUUGAAAUGCAUACACACAGAGGGCGCCGUCAUCGCGCGACGCCUUCUCGUGCAUUCUGCGACACGUCUUCCGGGCGGACCCAAUAUAUACGUACUUCUUCCUGACGACAAAGAAUCGAUUGUUGUGUCUACCAGGGGCAAGCACUCAACUCUUGCUCCCAUCGCGCUUCUUCUUCUUCUUCUUCUUCUUUCUUCCCUUUUUGUUGCUCGCCGCCUUGUUCCCUUGUUAUCUCGCGCCUACACCAUAAUUAUGCAAAGAUGCGUUUUCGCUUCGUCAAGCUUGAAUGUUUGACGUGGCACUCCACUUGUUUGUUCUAAAGAAACAUGAGAAGGUGGCAAGGGCUCGGCGAAGAAUUUCCUCCAGGAUACCGUAGUUCUCCUCUGGAUGCCCCCUGAUCCUGUCACUUCUGCUGUGCGUGUUCCUCCGAACAAUGGUGCCUUCUCCUCUUCCUCUCGCCUCCAUCCAAUUUUUAUGUUUUUGUUUCUUUUCGACGUCCCCGCUCUUUCGUUUUUUUUCCAUCUCCGCAGCCGCUCGAUUUCGUUUUUAUCGGCCGCCACCGCCUCAAUUCCACGUCUCCAAACAUCAAAACACUGACGGCGAGAAAAAAAACAGCUCGGCAAUGUAUUGUUUCGAUGAAAUUAAUCAUGGCAAAGGGUGGCGCGGCAUCAGACAAAAAACAACAAGAUGCUCGUUUUCUCGGGGGAGCCACCACGAGAAACUGAUACUAAUUUGGUGGCUCCGCAGAAGCUCACGUCAAAAUUCCGCUUCCUGCGCCGCCGCCGCCGCCCUUUCUUCUUUUUUUUUCUAUUUUUGGGAAGCGGACCGAGGAGGGCGAGGAGAAGGAGGAAAACGAAGCGCAAACUUUGGAAAGCACAUGAAAAAUUGGAGAGAAGAUGGGAACUUUCUGGUUGUGCUCAGUGAGCACCAAAAGUUUAGUUUAGGUUGAAACAUUGAGAAAGACGAAAAAGACGAAGUAGAAGAAGAGGAGGAAGAAGAUGGAGAUGGAAAGAUGGCGCGGCGUGAUUGGCUUGAAACGUUGAGAGCAUUCUGAAGAAAACAGAAAUAGAAUCCACCACUUAAUCUGAAACCUUGAACCUGAAACCAAUAUGUACAAUACUUCAAUUUUUCAGGACUCGUACAAUGGCGAUGAGGUGGAUCAUCUGGUUCACCAGAUGAGAAGCAAGCUCAGCCAGGACACGAGCACCUCGCCGAGCAUCGUCCAGUACCCCCGUCGCCAGAACGACGACCUCCAGAGAGCCGCCAACUUCACAAACCAGACCACGACCACUUCCUCGACGACUUCAACCCGCAAAAUCAUGAAUAUCAGUGAGUUGAUCCCCUUCUCUUUCGCCGCCUGCUUCCUGCCGCCUCGUUAUAUAUUCAUUGUGUUCUGCCUUCCAAAGGUCCUCUUCUCGAUGGUGCACAGAUGAUGGGAAACGGGGGCGAACCGAAGGUCGUGCUGCACUUUAACCACAAUUUUUCCCGCUCUGUUUUGACUCCCCGCCUGCCGAUGCCGUGACGUAAAGGGUCCCGGGAGAGAGAGAGAGCUAGUGGGAGAAACGACACGUGGGGGCGCUCGGUUUGACGCGACAAAACAAACGAGUAAUGAAAAAUGACGGUUGUCUCGCGGUGAGGACUCUCCCGGAUGGACUGCGAUUUCCCGAAAAUAUUUAUGUGCUCGGUCCCGGCCAGUCGGCUCGCAAUCACACGAUGCGUUCAUCAGCAUUCGAGCACAAACUGGAUGUCUCCGGGGAUCCCAUCCACACUUUGACGAUGUGCGAAUUAAGGCGUCUGACAUAUCACGAGUCUGCGGCAGGGCAUACUGUAGGCCGAGUGAACAUCCUCAUCAGAGUUCUGCUUCGUCGCAUCCGCAGGUGCUCAAACAGGGACGUGGCUCCCGGAACAACAAGUUGUGGUUGUGGAAACUGGGGCACGAUUGCUUGUCUACUACACGCAACGACUCAACCUAUCGGAAGACAAAUAGUGUUGAACCGAAAAUAAAUGACACCCAAGAGCACACCGAAGUGAUCAGGAAGAGCCCCGAGAGCGAGGCAGGCAGCACAGAGCCGCGGGCGCCCUCAAACACGCAGCGAGCAACAGUUGCUCGACUACGGUUCCUUGCUCUCUCCUCUCUCGGGCCGCGCCCUCCUACUCGUUUUUGCCAUCCACUCGCCGCUGCUCCCUCCAGCUGCCUUGUCCAUCCAUCCUCUAUCAGCGGCUCCUCCUCAGGCUUCUUCUUACUUUUCGUCUUUUUCGUUUUCUUCUUCUACUUUUGGUGGGCGGUCUUGUCGGCCGUUUUUGGGCCACGCCCCACGUUGUCCUUCUCAUUCUCCGUCGGUCUUCCGAUUUCUCGCUUCUCCUCGACCCGCUCGUCGUUUUUGCUCUUCUGAAUCGUCAUGACGGAGAAAGAAGGUUUGUUUUGUCGUUAUCAAUCUCAAAUUGUGCACUACACUCAGCUGAGCUCCUUUUGACUCUAAACUGAAGUUUUUUCAUUUCAAAGCCCUAGUAUAUGCAAGCCCAUGAGCACUAAUUUCUUGUAUUUACAACGCUAAUCCAAAGUUUACACCGAAUUCGCAUAGUUUUGCCUUCGGGGGCGCCCACCAUGUCACAACGCAAUAAUAAACAUUUCUGCGGAAAGAGAUCGAAAGAAACAUUCGUCAUUUUCUGGAGAAGAAACAAAAAAGUUUACGGUAACCACGAGUGUUCUUCUGAUUCCGAUCAGAUGGCGAAACUGAACCCCCCGGCGUGAUGUCUUUUUUAUGACAUUCUGACACUCGUACUCGGGUUUUUUGCUCAAAAAAAACACAAUAAAGCCGCCACGAAACGCGUCGUCGCAGACACAAACAAUCUUGAAUUGCAGAUAUUUGUGUGGGAUGCGGCAAAGAGAUCACUGGCGAUCAGCCGGGAUGCAAUGCCAUGAACCAGAUCUUCCACGUGGAUUGCUUCAAAUGCGGCCAAUGCCAGAAGACUCUUGCCGGCGCCUCGUUCUACAACAUCGACGAGAAGCCGACGUGCGAGCAGUGCUAUCAGGUACGCUCUUUGUUCUCUUAGAUCUUUUCGGUGGGCCCCAAAAAGUACUCAAUCUUGGCGCCCUCUGACGUUUUGCCGAAGAGCAAUCGUCCCCUGGAGACGUGUCCUUUUUCAGAACUCGCUCGAGAAGUGUACCGCCUGCAACCGGCCGAUCAGCGACAAGCUUCUGCGUGCGUGCGGCGGCGUCUACCACGUAAACUGCUUCGCGUGUCACUCUUGCAAGAAGUCCCUCGACGGCAUUCCGUUCACUCUCGACAAGGACAACAAUGUGCACUGUGUCCCGUGCUUCCAUGAGUCAGUCCUUUUCUCUUCCGCUCCCAAAACUUUCGCUCUUUCUUUUCCAGCAAAUUCGCUCCGCGCUGUGCCGUCUGCAGUAAACCGAUCGUGCCGCAGGACGGCGAGAAGGAGUCAGUGCGCGUCGUGGCGAUGGACAAGUCAUUCCACGUCGAGUGCUACAAGUGUGAGGAUUGCGGAAUGCAGUUGUCGUCCAAGGUGGGCAAUUCGGUUUAUGACCGGACGUACAGAACUGGUUGACUGUUCUUCGGAAAUUGAAUGAGAAAGAAAGAAGAAAUUGCAUUUCAGCUGGAAGGCCAAGGAUGCUACCCGAUCGAGCAGCACCUCCUGUGCAAGACGUGCAACGGAAACCGUCUGCGCGUCGUCAGCUCGACAUGA